GCUUACAUGUCCACCUUUCUCCCUCCCCUCUCUUCCUUUCUUAUACCCCACUUGCCCUCCUCUUCUCAGUUUCUAAUUAAGCAGAAGCUACUCUUCUUCUUCCUCCUCUUCUUCUUGAGCUGUCCAAGCUAGCUACACCUACUAAACCUCCACUUCACAUACAAGCAGCUAGGUUCAAACCUAGCUUGCCUAGCUAAGCUUGAGAGGAAGAGGGUUUCACACAGAGUGAGCUUCUACCUCUGAAUCACUCUACCUAAGACAAGUUAGAAGAGAGAUACAUCAAGGGUCAAGCUGGCGAACAGGUCGUGGUGGUCGGGCCCCAUGGGCUUGCCGGAGCAGCCGUCCGGCUCGUCGGGCCCCAAGGCGGAGCUCCCGGUGGCCAAGGAGCCGGAGGCGAGCCCGACGGGGGGCGCGGCGGCGGACCACGCCGACGAGAACAACGAAUCCGGCGGCGGCGAGCCGCGGGAGGGCGCCGUGGUGGCGGCGCCCAACCGGCGCCCCCGCGGCCGCCCGCCGGGCUCCAAGAACAAGCCGAAGCCGCCCAUCUUCGUGACGCGCGACAGCCCCAACGCGCUGCGCAGCCACGUCAUGGAGGUGGCCGGCGGCGCCGACGUCGCCGACGCCAUCGCGCAGUUCUCGCGCCGCCGCCAGCGCGGCGUCUGCGUGCUCAGCGGCGCCGGGACGGUCGCCAACGUCGCGCUGCGCCAGCCGUCGGCGCCCGGCGCCGUCGUCGCCCUGCACGGCCGCUUCGAGAUCCUCUCCCUCACCGGCACCUUCCUCCCCGGCCCGGCGCCUCCGGGCUCCACGGGGCUCACCGUCUACCUCGCCGGCGGCCAGGGCCAGGUUGUCGGCGGCAGCGUCGUGGGGUCGCUCAUCGCCGCGGGCCCGGUCAUGGUGAUCGCGUCCACGUUCGCCAACGCCACCUACGAGCGCCUGCCAUUGGAGGAAGAAGAGGAGGGCUCAGGCCCGCCCAUGCCCGGCGGCGCCGAGCCCCUCAUGGCCGGCGGCCACGGCAUCGCCGACCCUUCGGCGCUGCCAAUGUUCAACCUGCCGCCGAGCAACGGGCUCGGCGGCGGCGGCGACGGUUUCCCAUGGGCGGCGCACCCCCGCCCACCGUACUGAUCGAUGGCAAUAGCAUGGAAGAUUCAUGGCGGCUAGCUCGCCGCCACCGGCAGCGGCGGCGGCGGCGAUGGCCUUCUCUUCUAGCAAGCUCUAGCUAGCUGCAUGGUUACUGUUCCAUUGGAGGACAUGAUGAUCGAUGUGAUGCAAGAUCAGUGGCGCCAUUAAUUAGGUUAGUACAUAUGAUGAAGUGGUGAGAUUAAUUAGCUACUACUGCUACUAUGCUGCUGCUACUUAAUUUGUUGUGGUGAAAUAAUUAAGGUAAGGUGAUGCUUGUGGUUUAAUUAAUUUGUACUUAAUUGAGCUAGCUAUCUAGCUAAAUCUAGCUCGGAUGAUGAUGCAUGCGAUGUUUCAAGUGUUUCUAAUCGAUGUUUUUCGGUUUAAUUUAGAGGUAAUUUGUCUGACAUUGUUGCAACUUGUGGCCUUUUCUAGCUUCUUUCCUUGGAAUUUGAUCUGUGCAA
Molecule: messenger RNA, 1580 nt
Organism: Oryza sativa Japonica Group (Japanese rice)
Lineage: Eukaryota; Viridiplantae; Streptophyta; Magnoliopsida; Poales; Poaceae
Product: AT-hook motif nuclear-localized protein 20
Cellular component (GO): nucleus
Molecular function (GO): minor groove of adenine-thymine-rich DNA binding; DNA-binding transcription factor activity
Source: RefSeq, a predicted model, not a curated record